AUGGGUACUUUGCAAAUUUUGAGUUAUCUUUUACAAAAGCAACCCUAUAACCCGAUUUUGUGGACGUUAUAUUCAACUUGUCGAUUUUUGCGUGCUUAUAAACCACCUUUACAGAAUAAGGAAAUUCGAAUUCAAGACUAUGUACUUAUUAAGGAUUUUUGGUUGAAGGGAAGUUUUGAGGAUAUUCGAGAUUUUAUUGCUAUUGAUGAUAAGGAAACAGAAUGUCCUCCUCGAAUGGCUGCUGUUUCGAUGAGUAUUUUUAACGAAGCUCUUACGGAACGCAAAAAAGUUGUGUAUUCUGUCCCGUGUGAAUGGUUACGACGAAUUGCUGUACGUGAUGGUUUUUUUGUUUUAUUCCCGUCUGAAUUUUGCUGUCGCGAAAUCCUAUAUCGUUCCAAUAUGCAAAUGAUCCGCUGUCAAUCGUUGCAUAUAGAACGGGAAUAUAUGGUGGAUGAAACAUAUUUUCAUAUCGGUUGCGGUCCAUGUAUUAAAAAGGGUGUGUCGAUAAUUGAAGUUUUUGCGGCAACAACAUUGUGUGUUGGACUUCGUAAGUUGCAGUUCUAUUUGGAAACAGGAUUAUAUGUGAAUGUUAGUGAAAUGGUGUGCGCAUUGGGGCGAAGUAUCGAACAACUAUAUUAUUAUACUGAAAAAAGGGUGAAGAAGAAGAAAGUGGAUGAGAAGAAUGAAGAGGCUGAGAUGGAAGUAGUAGAGUAUGAUUUAGAACUUUUAGGCGGUCUUUUUAUUCGAAAAUAUUUAGCACAUAUAUUAGUAUGUAUUAAAUGUCAUAGAUAUAUAACAGAUUUCUUAUCCCUGUUAGAUCAAUCUGUAGAACAUCACCCGUUUCCAGCACAUAGGGAAGUUGCUGCUGACGGUUAUAAUAAUUUCGGUAUACCUAUUUUACAUUAUGUACUUGAUGCUGAUUUUGAUGCGUUGAGAGGCAAAGCAUUUUACGGUGUGAUUAACAAUGAAUAUGACGCUUGUGAUGUAGUUGAUAAUUUUAUGUGUAAAUAUGUUAUAAAAAAAGAUGACGCAACCAAUUAUAAUAAAUAG
Messenger RNA from Paramuricea clavata, 1050 nucleotides. The record is from the annotation of a GenBank genome assembly. Lineage: Eukaryota; Metazoa; Cnidaria; Anthozoa; Malacalcyonacea; Plexauridae.